Messenger RNA from Bufo bufo (common toad), 989 nucleotides. It is a transcript of the gene RNF141, whose product is annotated as ring finger protein 141. Gene Ontology annotation, biological process: protein autoubiquitination. Lineage: Eukaryota; Metazoa; Chordata; Amphibia; Anura; Bufonidae. The transcript has 5 exons. Gene Ontology annotation, molecular function: ubiquitin-protein transferase activity. The record is from RefSeq and is a predicted model, not a curated record. The coding region runs from base 52 to 747 and encodes 231 amino acids.
GCUGAGCAAGACCUGAAUUCUCUGGCAGAGGUGAACCGGUCGCUCCCCAGGAUGGGUCAGCAGCUCUCCAGCCAGGGCAUGAUGAACAAACUCCCUGAGAAAGUCAUCAAACACGCGAGCCUUGUGCGCGAGAGCGGCUUCCUGACGUACGAGGAGUUCCUGGGGCGCGUGGCGGAGCUUAACGAUGUUACAGCGCGUCUCGCCGCAGGGCAGGACAAGCAUCUCCUCUUUGAAGUGCAGCCGGGAUCGGACUCCUCCGUUCUGUGGAAAGUCGUCGUCCGCGUUCUGUGCACUAAGAUUAAUAAGACGAGCGCCAUCGUGGAGGUGUCCAGGAUCAUGAACCUCUACCAGUUCAUCCAGCUCUACAAGGACAUCACCAGUCACACCGCCGCUGUGGGCGCCCAGAGCAGCCAGGCCUCCGAGGAGAACGCCCAGAGCCUGGCACCCCUCUCCUCCUGCCAGGCCAGCAUCCUGAUGGGCAGGGUGAAGCAGCUGACAGAUGAGGAAGAGUGUUGUAUCUGCAUGGACGGGCGAGCUGAUCUGAUCCUGCCCUGCGCUCACAGCUUCUGCCAGAAAUGUAUUGACAAAUGGAGCGACCGGAACCACAAUUGUCCCAUCUGCCGCUUGCAAGUGACGGGCACCAAUGACUCAUGGGUGGUUUCAGAAGCCCCAACGGAGGAAGAUGUGGCAAGUUAUAUACUGAAUUUGGCUGACGAGGUUGGGCAGCCCCAUGACACCUUCUUCUGAUCACAUGGUCGGCGUCUUCAUUACCACCUGUUUACCAGUGUUUUAUCUGCAUGAUGGACACCAGAGGAUGAUUAUAAUGUCCACCUCUGAUCAACAUGUAUAGCUCAUAGAUAGAAUCAGCUUCCAUACACAGUGCAGUCACUGUGUACAUACAUUACUUAUCCUGUACUGAUCCUGAGUUACAUCCUGUAUUAUACUCCAGAGCUGCACUCGCUAUUCUGCUGGUGCAGUCACUGUGUACA